This is a messenger RNA of Darwinula stevensoni, 1125 nucleotides long. The record is from the annotation of a GenBank genome assembly. NCBI's taxonomy places the organism in Eukaryota, Metazoa, Arthropoda, Ostracoda, Podocopida, Darwinulidae.
AUGGAUGGGAUAGGAAAGAGCAGUCUUAGUGAACUGGAUUCACUACUGCAGGACUUAGAGAAGGGGAAAUUGAAUCAAAAGGGAGAGGGAACUGUGACAAAAUCGGUGAUGAUCCGUGAAGAAAACCGUAGGUAUGAAACCUCAGAUGGCUAUGGUGAUGGUGGACGUCCUGAGGUCGAUUGUGUAUUUGAGCCGAAGAGAAAAACAACCACUGCAUCUUCAGCCACCAAGGAGUUAGAAGACCUCAUGUCCACUUUGUCUGAUAUUCGCAUGCAGGGGUCCCAUCAUGUGAGCCAGAAUGGGGACUAUGCUAAACCAAACCGCAUCAAGGACCGCAGGGGCAACCAGCUUGAUUCCAUGCUGGGGAAUCUGCAGAGCACCAUGGAUAAGCAAGGUGUUACUGCAACUCAAAAAGGAUGUUGUUCUGCCUGUAAGAAGCCAAUCGUUGGUCAAGUCGUAACUGCAUUGGGGAAGACAUGGCAUGUUGAACACUUCACUUGUGCUCACUGCAAUCAGGAGUUGGGAGCCAAGACUUUCUUUGAAAGAGAUGGCUUGCCUUACUGUGAGCCAGACUAUCAUAAUCUCUUCUCUCCACGCUGUGCCUAUUGCAAUGGACCCAUCCUUGACAAAUGCAUCACUGCAUUGGAGAAAACCUGGCAUCCAGAACAUUUCUUCUGUGUCAAAUGUGGGAAGACCUUUGGAGAUGAUGGUUUUCAUGAGAAAGAUGAUGAGCCAUACUGUAGGGAAGACUACUUUGCCCUUUUUGCACCUAAGUGCAAUGGAUGCAAUCACCCCAUCACAGAAAACUACAUUUCUGCCUUGAACACUCAAUGGCACUCACACUGCUUUGUUUGCAGAGAUUGUGGCCAGCCUUUCUCCGGAGGAUCAUUUUACGACUUUGAAGGGAUGCCAUACUGUGAGACCCAUUACCACCAGAAGAGGGGCUCAUUGUGUGCCAGUUGCCACAAGCCCAUUACAGGACGCUGCAUUACAGCCAUGUUUAAGAAGUUCCACCCUGAACAUUUUGUCUGCUCCUUCUGCCUCAAGCAGCUGAACAAGGGUACUUUCAAGGAGGAAGGGAACAAGCCUUAUUGCCACUCUUGCUUCAGCAAGCUCUUUGCAUGA